Molecule: messenger RNA, 4344 nt
Organism: Pseudoliparis swirei
Lineage: Eukaryota; Metazoa; Chordata; Actinopteri; Perciformes; Liparidae
Gene: flrt1a
Product: fibronectin leucine rich transmembrane protein 1a
Exons: 2
Coding region: 159-2216 (685 amino acids)
Molecular function (GO): protein binding
Source: RefSeq, a predicted model, not a curated record
CAGACUUUGAGGGAAUCGUGUCGGGAAGAAGAGUGCAAAUGGUGCUGCUGCACCUCCUUUCCUGGCAACCCCACUUCAAAAAGGUGGAGGUAACAGGAUUCCAGCUCACUGCAACGAUUUGAGGAUUAACAAUACACCUGAAAAGAAAGACAGUGCUUAUGUUCACCAUAAUGGCACCUGUAGGUGUGGCGAAGCUGCGGGCCCGACUCUUUCUGCUGUUUCUUUGCUUGACACUACGUGCCGGCAUGCUUCAGUUCACUACAGCCACGAUACAAGGGUAUAUUGGGGAGAGGGACAUGAUAUGCCCAUCUGUAUGCAGGUGCGAUGAGGACUUUAUCUACUGUAAUGAUCGUGGCCUGAGCUCCAUCCCUUCACUGCCUCCUUCGGCGUCCAUCCUCUACUUUCAGAACAACCAGAUAAACAACCCGGGUUUGCCCACCUCCUUGGAGCGCCAGCUUGCCAUCCGUGUGGUCUACCUGUAUGAUAAUGAACUGGAUGAAUUCCCUGUGCACCUGCCACCAUCUGUUCGUGAACUGCAUUUACAGGACAACAACAUACGCACUAUUCCUCGUAGUGCGCUGGGUCGGAUGCCCUUGCUAGAGAAGCUCCACUUGGACGACAAUUCAAUUUCCACCGUCAGCAUUGAGGACCAGGCCUUUGCUGACAACCCACGGUUGCGCCUACUGUUUCUCUCCCGCAACCACCUGUCCAGUAUCCCCUCAGGACUGCCUGCCUCACUGGAAGAACUCCGUCUGGAUGACAACCGUAUCUCCACUAUUCCAACCCACGCCUUCCGAGGCCUCGUUUCACUUAGAUGUCUUGUCCUGGAUGGGAACCUUUUGGCAAAUCAGCGCAUUGCGGAUGACACAUUCUCCCGCCUUUCCAACUUAACCGAUUUGUCCCUAGUCCGUAACUCCCUCCAGACCCCACCUAUCAACCUGCCCAGCACACAUCUGCAGCGCCUAUCUCUGCAGGAAAAUGCCCUGACUCAUAUGCCACGGGGUUCCUUGGAUGGCAUGCACAGGCUGCUGAGGCUGGAUCUGUCAGGAAACAACUUGACCACUCUGCCGAAAGGACUGUUCAAAGACCUGGACAGCCUGGGCCAGCUUCUGGUGCGAGGCAAUCCUUGGCACUGUGGCUGCAACCUGCGUUGGCUGUAUGACUGGCUGCAUGCCCGCGGCAACUCCAUCACUGUCAGAGGUCUCACAUGCCAUGGGCCUGACAGGGUGCGAGACAUGGCUUUGAUAGACCUGACCAGCGAGAUGGAGGAGUGUGAGGUGGUGAGGACAGCAGGGACCAGAGACAGAGUGGGCGGCAGUGGAGUCGAUAGCUCUACCACUCACACCCCUCCACAGGGUUCUCUCUUCACCCUCCGCUCGAAGCGACCUGGCCUGGGGCUUCCUGACUCUGGCUUAGACUACACUCUUAGCAGCAGCGGUGUGGGGAAGAGCUUGGCUCUCAACGUGAAGCCUCUCUCUCACAACAGUAUCCGUGUUACCUGGAGCGUAGCCCAGCCAAGCUCCUCCUUCAGGCUAAGUUGGCUCCGACUGGGCACUGGUAAUGCCAUGGGAUCAAUCACGGAGACUCUUGUCCGGGGUGACCGUCGUGAGUACCUCCUUACCUCUCUCCAACCACGCUCCAGCUAUAUCAUCUGCAUGGUACCCCUCGCGGCCAGUUCAGAAAGCAAAGGGACAAUUUCUGGAGAUCCUGACCCUGAUGAAGCUCUCGUGUGUGCAAAAGCUGAGACGUCUGACCUCACCCCUGUGGAAGAGGAAGAGAAUGAAGACUCAAAGCAUAUGACCGUCCUGCCACUGGCAGGGAUUAUUGGUGGGGCUACCGCCAUUGUAUCUUUGGCUCUUAUUUGCUGCAUCUUUUGUUGGUAUGGGCACAGGACUGGGCAUUUGUGCUCUCGUGACCACUACACUCGCAGCAACUCCCGAAAAAACAAGACAUAUGAUGAUUACAUUGAGUCAGGCACAAAGAAGGACAAUACCAUCUUGGAAAUCCGCAGUCCAGGAUUCCAGAUGACGCCUAUGGCGGCUUGCCAACCAAUGCAGCCGAAACCCCUCCGAGAGGAUUACAUCAUUCAUACCAUAUUCCCCUCCAAUGGCACUGGCCUGUACAAAAGUGACACCCAUGUUUCUAAUGCAGGACAUGGCACCAACCGCGGCUAUAGAGAAGGGGAAAUCCCAGAUAUAGACUACUGUUACACAUGAUGUACUGUACCAGAUCCUAUUCACAGUGUUAUUAUUGGUAAGCUGUAUAGAUGCACAAUUUCCCUUCGCAUGGACACUUCUGAAGCACCCCUCUGUGCCUUCUUUUUCUGGUCUCCCAUUCCAAAAUACCUGCUGUUCCCUGCACUGGAAGUACUGUGUGUGAUUAACUGGAACUGCAACCAUGUGAGAACAGUUCACUGCAGGAAGCAGCAGCCAGUGCCCCAGGUGUAAAUGCACAGCUGACUGUUUCUUCUCCAUCUUAGUAAUGGCCUGUGUAUUUUUUCUGUUCUGCUCUUUCCGUGUGACAUGUAAGCAAAGAAUGUAAACACUGUGGAAAGGUCAAACUUAGCAUAGGUGCUAAGUUGAGAGUUCCUCUCUCACACACAGGAGCCACAGCAGUCAAUUCAUAAUGGAUUAAGACAUAAUGAGAUGACAUUUUUGUUACUCUUUCCCUGUUCACCAAUCAUAAACAGUAUGUAGUCUUCUCAAGUAAUUGUUCCGAAUGCCUCAACUAUAUUGAUGUGCCCGACCAGCUAUCCAAGGAAAGGGCUUUGUAAAGCUGUGAAUUGUUCUAUUUCAAACGACCCAAUAACCACUUGUCUUAAAGUAGGCUUGUUAUUACUUUAUUCAGUAGUUGGCAGGGUGAAGAUCUUAUCAUGGCUGGUCGGCCUUGGUUAUACCUCUCGAGAUCAUUCAACUAAGGUCAGUAUUGUAGUGUUGCAUCAGAUGAGAUGCAGCAAAGGCGUGUAGAUAAUUUACUUAGAUACCGACUGGGCUGUGUUUGAAAUAUGCUAUGAUAUUUUUAUCCGUGGUUUGUUUAGUAAUCAAAUCCUGCACAGCUCUUAUUAUUUAUUUAAUUUCGUUGCUUAUGUGAUGGUUUGUGAUUUUGUCUCUGUUAAAACUGAUUUUUUAUUUUAUUUUCACCCUUACUGAUGAAACCCGGCUUUAAAGACAAAAUACAGAAAGUGAAGAAAAUAAUUCUGAAUGCUAUCUCCAGGUUCAUGUUUUCUUAAAUGAAGCAGAGUGGAUUCUCAAGUGAGGCUGUUUAUAUUAUGUCAUUUGAAAAAUUAGACUCCUCCCAAAGACUAGCAUGUCAGUCCACCAAGACAGUGGAGACCAACCUCAACCUCUCUCUUCCUAUGUUGUGCCUGUGUGCUUAGCCUGUGACUUCAGUUGGUAAAUGUUGGUUACAAAAUGCUUCCCUCACAUUUUUAAAGGCAUUCACAGAGAAUCCAGACUGGACAAAUUACUGAUGCGGAGCUUCCCGUGUGAGGCAGACUCUUGUAAGUGAACCUCGAAAUGAGGGUGAGAACUGUGGAUGAAACUGAGGAGAUUUAAACCGCAACACUGUUGACCUGCACUGUGGAGCAGUGGCCAAUCUGUGGGAGGGUGCACGAAUGGACUGUCGGGGUAGUUUGAAGGUGGGGUGACUUCUCAGUGAGAUGAGUUCAAUGAUGUUUGUUUUAGUAAUGGUAAAAAGGCCUCUUCUCAUUCCACCUCUUUUAUUACUGAGCAGCACUAAAAAUGUUAAUGUAUUAGCACUUAGCAGAGGAAUAGGGAUAAAUGUAACGACAGCCACGGUGAGACGGAGGCGAAAGAAACAUCUACAGGCACUGACAAAGAUGGAGAAUUGAUGGCUCUGGCGCAGUGGAGUUCACCCAUGCAUAAAUCUGUUUGUCAUAAUCAGCUUCUCCCCUUGGGUUUAAUAUUGUCCAUCAGCUGUUUACCACUGUGUUGCUUCUAACGGGGAAACCAAUUGUGCUUCCUUGACUGUUCUGUCCACCGGAGUUUUACACUGGUAUCAGACAAUAUGUCAGUGGAAUGUAUUUUAACUUGCACCUGAAAUCACUGGUUUAAACAUCUUACCGGCCAAUUCUGUUUGGGGGAAUGUUGAUAUAGUGUAAUUGCUACUUUACAGUCGGUCAAUUCAAGACACAUACUUCCUCAUCAUUUGUAUAAAUAAAGCCAUGGCCACAGCCACAUAAAUAUUUUUUCUGGUGAAAUUAUAGAAAGUAAUAGUGCCAUAACUUUGCUUAAAAAAGAAAUAAUUAUGUGUACCUGAGAUAUGUGUGGAAUUUUCUUUACAAAUUCAUCUUCAGAGGGGAUCAAUAAAACAUUUUAUAAUCUU